Macrosiphum euphorbiae (potato aphid) is the source of this 402-nucleotide messenger RNA. The record is from the annotation of a GenBank genome assembly. Lineage: Eukaryota; Metazoa; Arthropoda; Insecta; Hemiptera; Aphididae.
AUGGACUCUUUAAAACAGACGUUGGUCACACAAACAAGCGUUCAAUUUGUGUCCGUGGGAGAUCUCACGAUCGACAGGCCAUACCCAGUAUUGAAGAUGGUCAACCAGGACACACAGUACGGACAGACCGUCAUCAGCACGCUCGAAGGUGAUGCGGGGAAUCGCCUUGAGGGUAUAAUAUUACAGUAUGGACUCUUUAAAGCAGACGUUGGUCACACAAACAAGCGUUCAAUUUGUGUCCAUGGGAGAUCUCACGAUCGACAGGCCAUACCCAGUAUUGAAGAUGGUCAACCAGGACACACAGAUGAAGAAAUAUUAGAAUUCAACGGUAGAGUUGAUAAAAAUUUGAAACUCGUGUAUAAGGGUAGACGGGGGAGGGCUUUUAAUAUUACAUUCGUAUAA